Molecule: messenger RNA, 1699 nt
Organism: Ziziphus jujuba (common jujube)
Lineage: Eukaryota; Viridiplantae; Streptophyta; Magnoliopsida; Rosales; Rhamnaceae
Product: probable protein S-acyltransferase 17
Exons: 11
Coding region: 235-1416 (393 amino acids)
Biological process (GO): protein targeting to membrane; peptidyl-L-cysteine S-palmitoylation
Cellular component (GO): Golgi apparatus; endoplasmic reticulum
Molecular function (GO): protein-cysteine S-palmitoyltransferase activity
Source: RefSeq, a predicted model, not a curated record
AGGAACAAACAGAGUCAGUUGGAAUGUGCCGUCUAUGAGUCCUACUGUCAAGAGGAGAUAAAAGGCUUCGUAAUAAAUCGGUGAAUUUGCAUUUAUUCAUAUGGUCAAGGUCAAUACCUUCCGACUGCCGAUAAAUAAAAUAAAAUAAAAUAAAAAACCCAGAAACAAAAGACCAAAACCCAAGAAAGCACCAUCGCUGAAUCUGCCUCUGUUCCUGUGUGAGAGUUUUGAAGAAUGGCUCCACAGUGGGUUCUGGUUUGCCAUGGGCUGGUUACAUUGCUGGUGUUGGUUUCCUUCCUCUGCGGCCACUGGCCCAUCUUUAAGGGCACACCCAUCCAACGCAUCCACCAAUUCAUCACCUUCGGCGCUUACGAUUACUUCCUGAGGUUUGUGGGGGUUGUUUUUGGCACCAAGGGAACCGAUGCUGUACUCUCGGUUGAGUAUUUCUGCUGCGACCGACCCAAUCCAAUUUUGCAGGUAUUAUAUCUUGCAAUACUUGGAGGAAUCUAUUACUUAAUUGCAAAGUCUAUCUUUGUCUACAUCCCUGGUUAUUAUCUUAGUGGACUUCACAGGUACACAAGCUUGUUGGCUGUUGGUGUCGGUCUUCUGCUAUUUCUAUUGACUAGCUUUUCUGAUCCAGGAACAGUGAAGGCUGAGAAUGUUUCUCAGUAUCUCUCUGCUUAUCCGUAUGACAAUAUUAUUUAUUCAGAGAAAGAAUGUUCAACUUGUAAAAUACCAAAACCUGCCAGGUCCAAACACUGCAGCAUAUGUAAUCGUUGUGUUUCUCGUUUUGAUCAUCACUGUGGAUGGAUGAAUAAUUGCAUUGGCGAGAGAAACACACGUUACUUUAUGGCUUUUCUUUUAUGGCACUUCCUUAUUUGCGUGUAUGGAACAGUAGCCAUUGUGUUGGUUCUUGUUGGGAGGGCCAAAGAAUUGAGAGUUAUAUAUAUUCUAACUGUUUAUUAUGGUAUAGAAAAUUCUUUCUUUAGUUUAGCUCCACAUGUUGUACAGUGGUUGCUGAGUUCUUACAACACUCAAAUUCUUGUUACUGUGUUUCUUGGAAUAGUUUCGUUGCUGUUGGCGGGUUUCUUUGGUUAUCAUGCCAAACUUUGUCUCACAAAUACUACCACUAACGAGACUUUCAAGUGGCAGGAGUAUGUAAGCUGGCAAAAGAAGCUAAAUGAAGCAAGGGCAAGUGCUGCAGCUCUCAAAGCAAGUCUCAACGGGAUGAGUAGUGAAAGAAAGCCUCCGGAGAGCAAAUGGAGAUCCUUCUUUCGAAAAUCUCCAUUGGAAGAUGUUGAGGUUGUUGUUAAGAGUAACAUGUAUGAUAAAGGAUUCAUUCAAAAUCUUUCUGAGAUAAUCUUCCCCCUUUCAACAAGAGCAUCGUUUACGCAGACCAAAUCGAAGUCUGGCUAAAUUUUGCUGCGAAUCAUCUUUAUGUUUAGUUUUGGAUAUGGUUGCCUCCCACCAUUGAUACGAUAUCAAUCCUUGAUCCCACUGAGAGAGUUUCUUGGGAUUGUGAUACAUGUCUUGCAAAUAUUUGAUGGACUAUUCUAGCAUCGUUGAUGAUCUUUGAUGCUAUCUUGGGCUAUUGUGGCCUUUGGCUGGGAGAGUAAAGAUAGGGGUGUUUUAAUUUUUGUAGUGUUUUUAUGUAAAUAAUACUUGAUUAAUUUAUGCUUACAGUAUAUUUUUAUUUGAA